AAAAUGUUUGGCCAGUAUGCGAAUAAGAGGAAGUAAAGCGAAAAAUAAAAACAAACUCUGUUACUUAAACUGCUAAAUAUCUCUCCUGGCCAACCAUUUUCUAUUUCGCUUGAAAAAAAUUCAUCAUUAUAAUCCUAUUUCAUGAUCAUCACGACACAAUACCCAUCCCUUUUCUAAAGUGAAACUAGAAGUGGCAUUAUCUUGGAAGGAACCUUGGAUUGAGGUGCUCGUAAGUCCUCGGUUGAAAAUUAAAAGAACUGUCUCGAAGAAGCUUCGUGUUACUUCAAAGCGGGAGGGUUAACCAGCAAAGCAAUCGCAUGCUAUUCGUUUCUCAUCGCACUAGAGCUUAUUCAAGAUUGACUCGAAUGCAAUAUUUAUUGAGUUAUGACUGCAAUAUCACGUGCCGCAACUACAUUCUUAUAGAGCUAGCACUUUUGUAUCAUUCCCUAACAUUUUAGUGGAAAAAUUGUUUACGUUUCAUUUCGUCCACGCACGCAGGAUUUAUUGUGGUGAGACUUAUCCAAAUGGAUGUUUCUACUGAACAAGAUGAGGAAAUCUGGCUCAAUGAUUUGCUCGACAUACCUUCUGUCCCAGCGAGCCGUCGGGAUCACUAUCCGUUUUCGAAAGAUAUGGCCCUCGCCUAUCGCCUCCAACUGGCUAUCCUCUUGCUGAAUGCUGCAUGCGCCCUGUGGUGCGUGGAGCCCUGCCACCGACUUGGGCUCCUUUUCAGCUUCUGGCUGCUCUUCGUCCUCUGCGAAAACGUCUACAGGAAUUAUCCAUGGCGGGAGCCUCUGAACGUCUGGAUGUGGCAUCUUUAUUUGGGCAUUCCAUGUUUUAGGAUGCUUUUAUUCAUAUGCAUCAUACUGCUUCUGCUGUUUUUGACGUACGUUGGAACCGGAUGUGAACUGGACCACCCUCUGAUGGAAGCAUCUGUGGCAUGGCUCAGCGGCAUGGCUAUUUGGCCUCUGGUCAGAGAUCGCAGACGUCAGGAAAAGUCCGAGGAAGAUUACGACCAGUUCAGUUCCAUCAGACCUUGGUUGCUUAUGCUUCCUGGUCCGUUCGGAAUUAUCUUUGCCGCCCUCCACUCCCCAUCACUUCUCAUCCUUCUGGCGGCAUUUGCGGCAUCUUCGAUGGUCGGCCUCUUCCUGCACGGGCUGAUCGCCGACGUUUGGACGGUGUCCAGCGGUACCCUUAUGCUAGGUCUGUUCGCCAUUCUUUGCUGCCACCGCCUACCCGAAGACGUUCGUCUCACCAUGGCAGCCUGGGAAGAGGAAGAAAUCACUUACGCCCGCAGGAUAGAAAACAGCUUGAGGAUCGUUAAGGGUAAUCUGCGGACAGCGGGCCUCCCAAGUGAAGGUAGCGCCAGAUUCGACCGUCUUGCCAUCCAAGUACCACUGCUGCUGCGUGAGGUGAAAAUCCUGAGGAAGAUGAGCCGGACGAUCACCGAAAGCACAGCCAGGGAGCUGAAAAUGCUGACCACUGCCGAAGAAUUGGUGGAGUUCAAAAAGAAGACGGAUAAUUACGGACCUUACACCUCCGAAUGCUGCAUCUCUUAAAUUUGUUUGUUUAAAUAGUGAACUAGUAAAAAUAGGUUCCUGCUUAUCUGCAAUAUCAAUUUCCAGUUAUUGCUCCAUUUUGAUGUCGGUUGCCGGGGAAAAGAAAAUACAGAAAAAGAAAUAAAUUCCAUUUGAAUUGUUUUUAUUCACAGUAAGGAAUUGCAUGUGCAACAAAGAUUUAACGGAUAGUAUAUUUCUAUACUUAUAGAUUUGCUUUCUUUUUCUUUGAGUAUAUUAAAACGACUCUAAUUUAGUUGAGAUGUUUUUUACGCAGUGCUGCGAACGAAAAAUUUGUUCUGUUGUUUUAUUUUGUUUCCAGCAAAAAGAUAGUUUAAAAA
Argiope bruennichi is the source of this 1894-nucleotide messenger RNA. RefSeq lists its product as uncharacterized. The coding region runs from base 525 to 1556 and encodes 343 amino acids. The record is from RefSeq and is a predicted model, not a curated record. The transcript is spliced from 5 exons. NCBI's taxonomy places the organism in Eukaryota, Metazoa, Arthropoda, Arachnida, Araneae, Araneidae.